Molecule: messenger RNA, 2133 nt
Organism: Ctenocephalides felis (cat flea)
Lineage: Eukaryota; Metazoa; Arthropoda; Insecta; Siphonaptera; Pulicidae
Gene: Pepck1
Product: phosphoenolpyruvate carboxykinase [GTP]
Biological process (GO): hepatocyte differentiation; cellular response to dexamethasone stimulus; cellular response to insulin stimulus
Cellular component (GO): cytosol
Molecular function (GO): GTP binding; manganese ion binding; phosphoenolpyruvate carboxykinase (GTP) activity
Source: RefSeq, a predicted model, not a curated record
CACCAAGAUGCCUGAAGUAAUCGAGAAAAACUACCAAUCAGUGCCCAAUCUGAUGAACCGAUGCGGCGGCGUAAAAUCAGUUUCUUCCAAUGUUGGCUUCUACAAUCAACUACGUGGUUACAAAGUUAUCCACGGUGAAAUUUCCAGUUUAUCACCAAAAGUUAGAAGUUAUGUGGAAGACGCAGCCACCCUGUGCCAACCUCAACAAAUUCACAUUUGCGAUGGAUCAGAAUCUGAGAACUCCCAAUUGCUGAAGCUUAUGCUGCAGCAAGGAACCAUUCAGCCUCUUCCCAAAUAUGACAACUGCUGGUUGGCUCGCACCAAUCCCGCGGAUGUUGCCCGCGUGGAAAGCAAAACUUUCAUCAGCACUGAUCGUCGUGAAGACACCAUCCCUACACCAGCUGAUGGCGUCAAGGGAACUUUGGGAAAUUGGAUGUCCCCACAGGACAUGGAUAAAGCUAUCAUGGAACGUUUUCCAUCAUGCAUGAAAGGACGUACUAUGUAUGUUGUUCCGUUCUCCAUGGGCCCAAUUGGUUCACCCUUGAGCAAAAUUGGAGUCGAGAUCACUGACUCAGCCUACGUUGUGGCCUCUAUGCGCAUUAUGACCAGAAUGGGUAGUGCUGUUCUUGAAGAAUUGGCAAAGGCGAACGCAGAUUUUGUAAAAUGUCUUCAUUCAGUCGGAUGUCCUGCCAAUGGCAUCGUUGAGAUGCCCAGUUGGCCUUGUGACCCAGAAAGAACAAUCAUUUUGCAUAGGCCACAAAACAAUGAAAUUGUUUCCUAUGGAAGCGGUUAUGGAGGCAAUUCUCUUUUGGGGAAGAAAUGCUUUGCGCUCCGUAUCGGAAGCACAAUUGCUAAAAGGGAAGGUUGGCUUGCUGAACAUAUGUUGAUCCUUGCUAUCACUUCUCCAUCUGGCAAAAAACGUUACAUCACCGCUGCUUUUCCAUCAGCUUGCGGUAAAACUAAUUUAGCUAUGUUAACUCCAUCUCUGCCUGGAUACAAAGUUGAAUGUGUCGGAGACGAUAUUGCUUGGAUGAAAUUUAACUCUAAAGGAGAAUUACGUGCCAUCAAUCCUGAAAAUGGUUUCUUUGGAGUGGCUCCAGGAACAUCCUAUGAAACAAAUCCCAAUGCUAUGGACACCAUUUUCAGAAAUACUAUCUUUACUAAUGUGGCUGCCACUUCUGAUGGUGGUGUAUAUUGGGAAGGUCUUGAAGGUACUCUACCAGCUGGAGUGACUGUAACAGAUUGGCAAGGAAGGCCCUGGACACCUGAGAGCAAAACACCCGCUGCUCACCCCAACUCAAGAUUCUGCUCGCCUGCCUCUCAAUGCCCAAUCAUUGAUUCUGAGUGGGAAUCUUCUGAAGGAGUUCCAAUUAGUGCAAUUCUUUUUGGAGGCCGCAGACCUCAAGGCGUUCCAUUAGUUUACGAAGCUCGUAACUGGACACAUGGUGUUUUCAUGGGAGCUUCUAUGAGGAGUGAAGCAACUGCCGCAGCUGAGCAUAAGGGAAAAGUUAUAAUGCACGACCCAUUUGCAAUGCGUCCAUUCUUUGGAUAUAACUUUGGCCAUUAUUUGGCUCACUGGCUCAGCAUGGAAGACAGAGCUAGAGGAUUAGGUGGUGAAGUACCAAGAAUAUUCCACGUAAACUGGUUCAGGAAAAGCUCAAAGGGUAAAUUCUUAUGGCCUGGAUUUGGAGAAAACAGCCGUGUAUUGGAUUGGAUUUUGAAACGCAUUGAUGAAAACAAUAACACCGGUUUAUAUAAAGAAACUCCAAUCGGCAGAGUACCUGCAAAUGGUUCAUUAAAUUUGGAUGGUCUUAAGUCUCCUGUUGAUAUGGGAGAAUUAUUUAGCUUGCCCAAGGACUUCUGGGUGCAAGAAGCGGCUGAUAUUGAAAAAUACUUCAAAUCUCAAAUUGGUGAUGAUGUACCAAAAGAAAUAACACACGAAUUAGAGGAUUUAAAGAAAAGAGUACAAACUUUGUAAAAAUUUAGUUAAUAAGUUACUUGUAAGCCAUUUAUUUAUAACAUUCAAAACAUCUCGUAAGCAACAUUUUAAUGGGAAAAUUAUUUUACCCUCACGGUACAGUUAUAAGUAUUUUAACAUUUUUUAAUCAGACAGUAUAUAGAUUAUAGUAUUUU